Messenger RNA from Nipponia nippon (crested ibis), 3159 nucleotides. Lineage: Eukaryota; Metazoa; Chordata; Aves; Pelecaniformes; Threskiornithidae. The record is from RefSeq and is a predicted model, not a curated record.
AUGAACUUGCCGCCUGACAAAGCCCGGCUGCUGCGGCAGUACGACAACGAGAAGAAGUGGGAGCUCAUCUGUGACCAGGAAAGAUUCCAAGUGAAGAAUCCUCCACAUACGUACAUCCAGAAGUUGAAGGGCUAUCUGGACCCGGCUGUAACCAGGAAGAAAUUCAGAAGACGAGUCCAAGAGUCUACUCAAGUACUCCGCGAACUGGAAAUUUCUUUAAGAACAAAUCACAUUGGAUGGGUCAGGGAGUUCCUGAAUGAAGAAAACAAAGGCCUGGAUGUUCUGGUGGAGUACUUGUCCUUUGCACAGUAUGCAGUCACGUUUGACUUUGAAAGUUUGGAGAACAAUGUGGAAAACUCGAUGGACAAGUCCAAACCUUGGAGCCGAUCUAUUGAGGACCUGCACAGAGGCAGUAAUUUACCCUCGCCAGUUGGCAACAGCGUUUCCCGCUCCGGCAGACACUCAACUUUACGGUAUAACACCUUGCCAAGCCGAAGAACACUAAAAAAUUCCAGAUUAGUGAGUAAAAAAGAUGAUGUUCAUGUCUGCAUCAUGUGUUUACGGGCCAUAAUGAAUUACCAGUAUGGAUUCAAUAUGGUCAUGUCGCAUCCACAUGCCGUUAAUGAAAUUGCACUAAGUUUGAACAACAAGAAUCCCAGGACGAAGGCCCUUGUCUUGGAACUUCUAGCAGCUGUUUGCCUUGUCAGGGGAGGGCAUGAAAUCAUUUUAUCUGCAUUCGAUAACUUUAAGGAGGUGUGUGGAGAGAAACAGCGCUUUGAGAAGCUGAUGGAGCACUUCCGAAAUGAAGACAACAAUAUAGACUUCAUGGUGGCCUGCAUGCAGUUCAUCAACAUCGUCGUCCACUCGGUGGAGGACAUGAACUUCAGAGUCCACCUGCAGUAUGAAUUUACGAAGCUCGGCCUGGACGAGUAUUUGGAUAAACUGAAACACACAGAGAGUGACAAACUGCAGGUGCAAAUCCAAGCUUACCUGGAUAACGUUUUUGAUGUGGGAGCUUUACUGGAGGAUGCCGAAACCAAGAAUGCAGCCUUGGAAAGAGUUGAAGAACUGGAAGAAAACAUUUCCCAUUUAUCUGAAAAACUCCAAGAUACGGAGAACGAAGCCAUGGCAAAGAUUGUGGAACUGGAAAAACAGCUUAUGCAAAGGAACAAAGAACUGGAUGUGAUUCGGGAAAUCUACAAAGAUGCAAAUACCCAAGUUCACACCUUGAGAAAAAUGGUGAAAGAAAAAGAAGAAGCCAUCCAGCGACAGUCCACGCUGGAGAAAAAGAUCCAUGAACUGGAGAAGCAGGGAACCAUUAAGAUCCAGAAGAAAGGUGAUGGUGACAUCUCUAUCCUUCCUGUUGCUCUGGCCUCUGGGAUGGUGCCAGCAGGGUCAGAGGCUGUGGCUGGCACAUGUGUCGCACCGGUCACUGGAGCUGCAUCUUCAGUACCAUUGCCACCACCUCCACCACCGUUACCCACCUUAGCAGCAGCAUCUGAGGCAGUGCAAAACGGUCCUGUGUCGGUGCCGAUGCCGCCUCCGCCACCGCCUCCACCGCCACCUCCGCCGCCCCCACCACCGCCUCCUCUCCCAGGUCCAGCUUUGGAGACGGCUCCUGCGGCUCCGCUGCCCCCGCCGCCCCCACCGUCGGCACCCCCCCUGCCCGGGACAGCCUCUCCUACCGUGGUGUUCAACUCAGGGCUUGCAGCUGUGAAAAUCAAGAAGCCGAUCAAGACCAAGUUCCGCAUGCCGGUGUUCAACUGGGUCGCCCUCAAACCCAACCAGAUCAAUGGGACGGUCUUCAAUGAAAUAGAUGACGAAAGGAUCCUGGAGGAUUUAAAUGUGGAUGAAUUUGAAGAAAUAUUCAAAACAAAAGCCCAAGGUCCAGCCAUUGAUCUCACUUCAAGCAAGCAAAAGAUAACUCAGAAAGGGUCAAACAAAGUCACGUUACUGGAUGCCAACAGGGCCAAAAAUCUUGCCAUUACUUUAAGAAAAGCUGGAAAGACGGCAGAUGAAAUAUGCAAAGCUAUUCACGUGUUUGACCUGAAAACGUUGCCGGUGGAUUUUGUUGAAUGCCUCAUGCGGUUCCUGCCCACCGAGAAUGAAGUGAAAGUGCUGCGGCUCUACGAGCGGGAAAGGAAACCCAUCGAGAACCUGUCCGACGAAGACCGGUUCAUGAUGCAGUUCAGCAAGAUUGAGAGGCUGAUGCAGAAGAUGACCAUCAUGGCGUUUAUAGGCAACUUCGCAGAAAGCAUCCAGAUGCUGACCCCGCAACUUCACGCAAUAAUAGCUGCAUCUGUGUCAAUAAAGUCAUCCCAAAAGCUUAAGAAAAUACUGGAGAUAAUCUUGGCUCUUGGAAACUACAUGAACAGCAGUAAACGAGGAGCUGUGUAUGGAUUUAAGCUACAGAGUUUGGACCUGCUCCUAGAAACAAAGUCAACAGACCGAAAGCAGACCCUGCUGCACUAUAUUUCUAAUGUGGUCAAGGAGAAGUACCAACAUGUCUCCCUCUUUUACAACGAACUUCAUUACGUGGAGAAGGCUGCUGCAGUGUCUCUUGAAAACGUCCUCUUGGACGUGAAGGAGCUGCAGAGGGGUCUGGAUCUGACGAAGCGCGAGUACACCAUGCAUGACCACAACACGAUGCUGAAGGAGUUCAUUCAGAACAACGAAGGGAAGCUAAAGAAACUGCAGGAUGACGCCAAAAUAGCCCAGGAUGCCUUUGAUGAUGCUGUGAAGUACUUCGGGGAGAAUCCCAAGACGACACCCCCCUCGGUCUUUUUCCCAGUGUUUGUCCGGUUUGUGAAGGCCUACAAGCAAGCAGAAGAAGAGAAUGAGUUGAGAAAAAAGCAGGAACAGGCCUUAAUGGAAAAACUUAUGGAGCAAGAAGCAUUGAUGGAGCAACAGGACCAAAAGUCUCCUUCACAUAAAACAAAGAGACAGCAGCAAGAGCUGAUUGCAGAGCUCAGGCGGCGGCAAGUCAAGGAUAACAGGCAUGUGUACGAAGGGAAGGACGGUGCUAUUGAAGAUAUUAUAACAGCCCUAAAGAAGAAUAAUAUCACUAAAUUUCCAAAUGUUCACUCGAGGGUAAGGAUUUCUUCUAGCACACCGGUGGUGGAGGAUACACAGAGCUGGCAAGCAUCACUUUUUACUUAG